Messenger RNA from Spizellomyces punctatus DAOM BR117, 1003 nucleotides. RefSeq lists its product as uncharacterized. The transcript has 6 exons. The record is from RefSeq and is a predicted model, not a curated record. NCBI's taxonomy places the organism in Eukaryota, Fungi, Chytridiomycota, Chytridiomycetes, Spizellomycetales, Spizellomycetaceae. Gene Ontology annotation, molecular function: fatty-acyl-CoA binding. The coding region runs from base 39 to 881 and encodes 280 amino acids. Gene Ontology annotation, biological process: fatty acid metabolic process.
CUUGCGAAAGACAGGCCAUCCUCGAUAAAGAAGCUGCAAUGUCUACGGUGAACGACGAAAGUUUACGGCAAGAGCAGAGGUUUGCAAAAGCCGUGAGCGUACUUCAGUCGCUGGGGCCUGAGGAACAUACCAUGGUUCCCACAAAUGACGAAAAGCUCCAGUUUUAUGGCUUGUAUAAGCAAGCGACAGUGGGGCCGUGUUCAACACCACGGCCCAGUUUAUGGGACGUCGUGGGACGGUCAAAGUGGGAUGCGUGGAACAAGGUCCGGCAACUAACGUCGUCGGAGGCGAAGGAAGCAUACAUUGAUGCAGUCAUAAAGUUCCUUCAACGGUUUCCGGACCGACCUCUUGCGGCUGAAGUCAUCGAGUACUUUGAGCUUUCUCGUGCGGGCCUCGCUACUGACACUGAUUCUGAAGGAGAUUUCAGUGAGCGCGAUUUGUCUGACGUGGAGACGCAUAGCCUUCCCGAGCAUGGAGAGGACUUUGAUGAACCCGUUGAUACACCACCGCAUUAUGAAGAGCGACCUGUGUCAAUUAAUGAAUCCGAAACAUCAGCAUCUUCUCGCAUUUUAGAUGGGCUGAUUGAACGCGUGAGGAGCUUGGAGGUGGAAGUGUCAUCAUUGCGAAAUGAUCAAGCGGAACAUAGACGGCAGGUAAAGAGAUUGCUGCACCCGGACCGCUCAAGACUGGCAGUGGUCGUUCGAUAUGUCAAGUAUUUGGUCCCGUCCGCUCUAUGGAAUCUUUUAUGCAUCUUUUUUGCACUACUGUUUUUCGGUUACCGACCUACCGCUAAUAGCAAGUUUGUCGCAUGUCUGAUGUGGGCUUGGAUGAAGCGCCAAGAGCUUUUGGGAAGUGCGGAUCGGGGAGACGUGGCCCUAUAAUCACACAUCAUUUUUGCUAUAUAAUUGUGCAUAUAAAUAUCUAACAUGUUUUUUCAAUUGAUCUUGGCCAUGCUCAUCAGCUUGACGAUGUUGAUGUUCCAUUAGGGCCAUUUUUCUUUCCA